Messenger RNA from Talaromyces stipitatus ATCC 10500, 1617 nucleotides. RefSeq lists its product as uncharacterized. The record is from RefSeq and is a predicted model, not a curated record. The transcript is spliced from 2 exons. NCBI's taxonomy places the organism in Eukaryota, Fungi, Ascomycota, Eurotiomycetes, Eurotiales, Trichocomaceae. The coding region runs from base 377 to 1414 and encodes 345 amino acids.
AUCCAAUGCCUGGAAAAGGACAAGAGUCAAUGCUCAGAUCAUUUUAGACCUCUCCACAACCCAUAUCGUCUGGUUCCAAAGUCGGAUUUGUUGGCGGAUAAAAGCGCCUGGGCCCUCCCAUCGUCGGAUUGCCACACCUUUUUUUCUUCUUCUUUAAUAUGUCUCAACUUCACAGAUCCACCAAUCUCUGAAUCAACUGUGAUGCAUAUGGUCUGAUGCUGAUGCCGGUCAUUGAGGCAUCGGUGACCAGUGUAUCAAAGAGAAGAUAUCUUCCGAUUGUUCGGGUGACAGGAUUGCUCAACAGCGUCCGAUAUGCCUUGAUAUAAUAGUCAACGGCUCCAAUAUAGAAAAUUGAUUGAAUCAUCAAGCAAUCAACAUGGCCGGGGACAAUGACGCCGACGACACCGGCGCUCUGGACGGCAUCACCGGUUUCUUGAAUACAAACAACACCUGGCUUGCCAUAUUUCUCAUAUUCUUCCUCCUCCUUUCCAUAUACAACGCCCUCGAACUUGUGGUCAUGAUAUUAGUCUCAUUUCGACGAUUCCGAGGUCUCUAUUUCUGGUCGCUGGUACUAUCUGCCUUAUUCGGCCUGAUUCCGUAUUCUAUCGGCUUCUUCCUCAAAUUCUUUACCCGGGUCAGUCCAUGGGUUACCUGUACCGUUUUGACGGUGGGAUGGUGGGUGAUGGUUACGGGUCAGGCAAUGCAAGUGUUGUAUAUGAUUUGCAUCAAUGCCGUUGUCUUACAUCUUCCAACCACUAUUUUGACCUAUGGAUCCAAUAAUCCGGAUGCUUCACCACGUUUCGUUGUGGGGUAUAACAUCAUGGAGAAAAUUCAAUUGACCGGUUUCAGCAUCCAAGAAGCCAUCAUAUCUGGUCUGUAUCUCUAUGAGACGUUCAAACUACUCCAUAUAACCCACCGAGACAAAGCACAGCGAUGGAUCCAAUACCAGCUCAUCGCCGUCAACGUUCUUAUUAUCCUGAUGGAUUUAACUUUACUGGUUCUCGAAUAUGCCAGCGAAUACGCAAUUCAAAUCUGUCUCAAGGGCGCCGUGUACAGCGUGAAACUCAAACUUGAAUUUGCGGUCUUGGGUCAACUGGUUGAUUUCAUUCGCAAUAAAAGCGGCAAUUAUCGUCACGACGGACACCAUUCAGGUGGAACAGAUAUACAAAUGGCCGAUGCCGGGAAUAUAUUAUCCAGCUCAAAGAAGAGGUACGCAGGACGAGAUGCGGGCUUACCGUCUACGAGAGCAGAUGAUCCUCAUUUUUAUGGCAAGACGACUACGAUGAUUCUACCGAAUGAGGUUACGAAUUCGAGUGAGGAGAGACUGAAUCUGCCGUCGGGGAUUAUUAUGACCAAGACCGAGUUUGUGCAGAGGAUUGAUCAUAAGAGAGAUCAUUCGGAUGAUUUGGAAUGAUUGUUAGUGUUUUUUUCUGCUUGACACCCAUCACGCUGUAUCAUUUGAUUCAUAUGAUAUAUCUCCACUAUUUCUUGCAAUGACAUUAUCGAAAGUCUCAGGGUGGAUCAAAUCCAGGACAAUGAUAGAGUUAUGUACUGGACGUAGUCAUUGUUAUGCAGUUAUACACGAAUAUAGACGCUUGAAGAAGAAGAAGUCCGAAG